ACACCCACAGAGCCUGAGAAAGACUCCUCCCUCUCUGUCUCUUCCCCCGCCCGGUCGGGAAUGGAACAUGGCGCUGGCAGUAGCAGUAGCAGCAGCAGCAGGAGGAGGAUGCGGCGGAGGAGCGGGACAUGUAGGACAAUAAGAAGCAGCGGAGGAGGGGGAGUGGCACAGUCGCUCAGUGUUCAUGGAGAAUAAAGGCCCAGUGGCGGCACCUGAGCAUCAGGACUUCUCGCCUCCCCCCAGCACUGCAGCAAAAUGUUGAUAGUUGAGAAGACAACAGACUACCCUUCCACGGAGUAUUCUCUAGUGGAAGAUGUUGCUCUCCACUUCACUUGUCUCAUGGACAGACUCAACGAGCAGCGCCUGUUUCAGCCUGACCUCUGUGAUGUGGACAUUGUACUGGUUCAGCAGAAGAGCACGUUCCCUGCUCACAAAGGGGUCCUUGCUGCCUACAGUCAGUUCUUUCAUUCGCUCUUCACCCAGAACAAGCAACUCCAAAGAGUGGAACUGUCCUUGGAAGCCUUGACGUCUCGAGGCUUCCAGCAGAUCCUUAACUUCAUCUACACCUCCAAGCUGUUGGUCAACGGCUGCAACGUGCAGGAUGUCCUCAAUGCGGCCGCAGUCUUGCAAAUGAAUGAGAUUGUGACAUCAUGUCAGGAGCUGAUCCACAGCAGGUCUUUGAACCUGGCUAUGGCCAACGAUAUUCUAGAUGCAGAGGGCACUAGGAAUGAUACUCCUGCCGUAAUGCCGCCACAGUUUUAUCGGGAGAUCAAGCAAGAGGUUGAUGCACCUCAGACUAAAAUUUAUGCACGGGAAGGGAAUGACCCUUACUCGGUCAGAGUAGAGGACAGUGUGACUAAAGGGCAUCUUCCCAACACGUCGUCAUCCAAGCAGUAUUUCAAAGACGAGGCAAGGAGUGGUCAGAGGGUUUGUAAAAUUGAAGGAGGUGACUCCGAAGAGGACAUUGAAAGCCAAGAGUCCUUCAACAGAGAGCAGAUAAUUGUAGAGGUCAAUUUAAAUAACCAGACACUAAAUGUCUCCAAGGGGACAGAAGGAAAAGGUUCCUCAGAUCCAGUAACAGUCUUAGAUCGAUCGGAUGGGGAUGACCGAGGCUCGGAGGAAGAUGGAGAUGAUGAGAAUGAGGAGGAGGAAGGUGGGCUCGAAGAAGAGGAUGACUUUUUAGACAUGUUGGAGGAUGAUGAAGACGAAGGCAUGCAAAGUGAUGAGGACAAUGAGGAGUCACGGGAGGAGGACAAGGACAACGAUGAGAUGGCCAAGGAUGAGAACUCCGCAGAGGAGGAAAGUCCAUCACCAAGUGAGGACAAGUCCACCAAGCUGACUAAAGGUUCUAAAGGAACUCAAAACCAGAUAGGAGCAGGAGGCAGUGGAAGGAGGAAAAAGAAAGGAGGACAGGAUGGGGUGGGCCAAAAAGGCCAAUUUGAGGAGAAGCAAAACUUCCCAUGUAAGAAGUGCCCUCGAGUGUUUAACAAUAGGUGGUACCUGGAAAAGCACAUGAACGUCACCCACAGUCGCAUGAGGAUCUGUGAUAAAUGUGGCAAACGGUUCCUGCUGGAGAGUGAAUUGAUGCUGCAUCACCAGACAGACUGUGAAAAGAACAUUCAGUGCAUAACAUGCGGGAAGACCUUUAAGAAGCUGUGGUCGCUGCACGAGCACAACAAGAUAGUACACGGCUACGCAGAGAAGAAGUUCUCCUGUGAUAUCUGCGAGAAGAAGUUCUACACCAUGGCCCACGUCCGAAAACACCUUGUUGCGCACACUAAGGAUAUGCCUUUCACCUGCGAGACCUGCGGCAAGUCGUUCAAGCGCAGCAUGUCGCUCAAGGUCCACUCCCUCCAGCACUCCGGGGAGAAACCCUUCAAGUGUGAGAACUGCCACGAGCGCUUCCAGUACAAGUAUCAGCUGCGCUCCCACAUGAGCAUCCACAUCGGCCACAAGCAGUUCAUGUGUCAGUGGUGCGGCAAGGACUUCAAUAUGAAGCAGUAUUUUGACGAACACAUGAAGACCCAUACCGGUAAGGAAAGAGAGAAACCGUUUAUCUGUGAGAUCUGCGGCAAGAGCUUCACCAGCCGACCCAACAUGAAGCGGCACCGUCGGACGCACACCGGAGAGAAGCCCUACCCCUGUAACGUGUGUGGCCAGAGAUUCCGUUUCUCCAACAUGUUGAAAGCCCACAGGGAAAAGUGCUUCCAGGGUGGAAAUCCUCUGACUCCCUGCAGCCCUGGCACUGCCCCCAGCCUCUCCGCCUCCUCCCAGAGCGGCAAUUCACCCCCUGGCCAGACCAGCCCUGGUCUCUCCCCCACCUUCCAACAUCACUCAAUGGCUUUGCCUCUUCUCCACUCGCUGGCCCACAGCAUGCCUCCUUCUACCCACCACCUUCCCCCGCCUCCUCCGCUCUUUCCUGCCGGACGGGUCAACACUAACAACAACUAAAGGCCAACCGAAGACUUAUAAGUGCCCCUCGGUACAACUCUGUGAAAUCUAUGACUAGGCCUCCCUUCCUUUGGAUCCGGCCUCCACGUGUAGAUGGGGGUGUAAGAGAGGGAGAAGCCAUCUCUUGUCCUUUAAUAGCACCUUGCACCAGUAGCCGCUCAGUAUACGCCUAGGCGGGACUCCAUUGUUUGGCGGGACAGGAAUGAGUAAGAAGGGCUACUUGUUAUCACUUCCACUUGCGUGUGUUAUAGCGACACGCCAAAUAGUGAUCCUGUUCGAGAUCUUUUUCAUUUCCUUCUUUGUAAUGUUUUAUUUGCACACAUUCCUAGCGCACCACCCAUUUUUUAAGGAAAAAAUGUAUAAUGUUAUUAUUUUGUAAUCUCUAGUGUUUUUUUCGGCAGAGGCUGGAGGUAAAGGGGUGGGGGGGGCAUGUUGGAGAAUUUUUAUGACGUCCAGAGGAAUGCUCGAAAUUGAUGGAUAUUUGUGCAAAGCGGCUGCCAGUCUCCGGCAGGAUUUAGUUGCUUAGCAACUGUGGUUGAUCUCCUCUGCUUGACCGGAUCCCCCUUCCAUCGGCAGAACAAGGAAUUCUCUCCGGUUGCCCCCUAUUUGCUUUACUUUGCGCUAAAGACACCCCUUUGUCCUCCAAACACAGAGAAUUCUUCAUACGUCCCUGUCCGUACAUUUCACCUCGGUACCAGUUUACUCUUGGCCGAUGUUUCAUGGCAGCCAUUGUUAUACGUUCCCUAUACAGGAGGGAUAGUUUUAUUUUACCGUAUUUUAAGGGCAGAGACACACGCUCACAUUCAUGGAGAUUAGUCGCCCAUCAACAAAUCUCCUCUUCUUCGUCUUCCCGCCAUCGAUUUACAUUCUAGCUGGCGGGAGGCAGUAAGGGGAGAUUAGUCGCCCCGAAGAAGAGUCGAUUUAUCGCCAGGCGACUAAAUCUCCCGAAUCUGAUCGUGUCUCUGCCCCAAUGGUCUUUUUUUUUUUCUGUUUCUGUACAGUUCUCUGCUUGGGGUGGCCUUGGAGUAAGGUCUCCGGUGGAACUACAAUUCUCUGCAAGGUUGUUGAAGAUUGUCUGUCAACAAUAGGGUCAGAGACUCUAGUUGGGCGGGUUGUCCCUAAGUUUUAGGUCAAGGGGGGGGUCAUUAUAGUGAAGCCCCCCUGCACUACAACAACUCGUAUUCUGAUCAGCUCAGUGUUUUUACCCCCCACCCAUCAAUCUAUAUAUAACUUGUAUAUAGUGAGAUGUUGUUGUGCCCUUUACAUGUGUAUCCCAGAUACUGUGUAUACAGCACUUUGCCUAAAGCAUUUAUAUAAGUGACAAUGUACCUCCUGUUUCCAUAUAUAAGGAUUUUAUGUCACAGAGGAGGAGUUCUAUGGCUAUAUAACAAUAUAAGUCACUGGGACGGAUUGCAAAACUCUGAGGUGACUUCUAAUAGCGGGUAGUUUGUUUAUUAUAAUGGGUCAUGUGAUGGGACAUCAGGAGGCAGUGUUAUUGGUUGUCAUUGAUAACUGCAGUUUAGCACCUGUGUUGAUAAAGAAGCCCCAAAAUAAACGGAACUAUAAUUAUAUCUCAAAAA
Molecule: messenger RNA, 4031 nt
Organism: Xenopus laevis (African clawed frog)
Lineage: Eukaryota; Metazoa; Chordata; Amphibia; Anura; Pipidae
Gene: zbtb47.L
Product: zinc finger and BTB domain containing 47 L homeolog
Exons: 6
Coding region: 256-2451 (731 amino acids)
Biological process (GO): regulation of transcription by RNA polymerase II
Cellular component (GO): nucleus
Molecular function (GO): DNA-binding transcription factor activity, RNA polymerase II-specific; RNA polymerase II cis-regulatory region sequence-specific DNA binding
Source: RefSeq, a predicted model, not a curated record